This is a messenger RNA of Orycteropus afer afer, 1248 nucleotides long. It is a transcript of the gene QTRT2, whose product is annotated as queuine tRNA-ribosyltransferase accessory subunit 2. Gene Ontology annotation, molecular function: tRNA-guanosine(34) queuine transglycosylase activity. The record is from RefSeq and is a predicted model, not a curated record. Lineage: Eukaryota; Metazoa; Chordata; Mammalia; Tubulidentata; Orycteropodidae.
AUGAAGUUGAGUCUUACCAAAGUGGUUAAUGGCUGUCGCCUAGGAAAAAUAAAAAACCUGGGUAAAUCCAGAGACUGCACCAUGGACAUUCCAGGCUGCCUUCUGUACACCAAGACUGGCUCUGCCCCACACCUGACCCAUCACACACUGCAUAAUAUCCACAGGGUUCCUGCCAUGGCUCAGCUUACACUGUCGUCACUGGCAGAACAUCAUGAAGUCUUGGCAGAAUAUAAGGAAGGAGUUGGAAAGUUUAUAGGCAUGUCAGAGUCACUCUUGUACUGCUCCUUGCAUGAUCCAGUCAACCCCUGCCCAGCUGGUUAUGUAACAAACAAGUCUGUGUCUGUGUGGGGUCUUGGAGGACGAGUGGAAAUGACUGCUUCCAAAUUCAUGGCAAUUCAGCAGGCACUCCAGCCAGAUUGGUUCCAAUGUCUCUCAGAUGGAGAGGCGUCUUGUGCAGAAGUAACUUCCAUCAAAAGAGCCAGAAAGUCUGUUGACCGAUCACUGCUAUUCCUGGAUAAUUGCCUGCGGCUGCAGGAGAAAUCAGAGGUCCUUCAGAAAAGUGUGAUCAUUGGAGUGAUUGAAGGUGGAGAUGUGAUGGAGGAGAGGCUGAGGUCAGCAAGAGAGACAGCCAAGCGGCCUGUAGGUGGCUUCCUUCUGGAUGGCUUUCAGGGGAAUCUGAUGACGCUGGAGACUGGACUGCACUUGCUGUCAUCAGUCACUGCAGAGCUGCCGGAGGAUAAACCCAGGCUCAUCUGUGGUGUUAGCCGGCCAGAUGAGGUGCUUGAGUGUAUUGAAAGAGGGGUGGACCUGUUUGAGAGUUUUUUCCCUUAUCAAGUGACAGAGCGGGGAUGUGCCCUGACUUUCCGCUUUGAUUAUGAGCUGAAUCCUGAAGAGACAUUGCUACAACAAAAUGAUACACAAGAAGAAGUAAAAUAUCAAGAUCAAACAGAGAAAAUUAAAACAACUGAUUGCACCCAAGAAAUGACAUCAUUUGAAAUUAAUCUGAAGGAAAAAAAGUACCAGGAGGACUUCGACCCGUUGGUGAGAGGGUGUUCCUGUUACUGCUGUAAGAAUCACACUCGUGCUUACAUCCACCAUCUGCUGGUGACCAACGAACUGCUGGCCAGCGUCCUGCUCAUGAUGCACAACUUUGAACAUUACUUUGGAUUUUUCCACUCCAUCCGUGAAGCACUAAAAAGUGACAAACUGGCACAGCUGAAAGAGCUCAUCCUCAGGCAAGCGUCUUGA